AUGGUUCGAGGUUUGGAUACUCCAAAGGCUUUGGAACCUAGCAACAUUCUGGUUCUGAAAUUGUUGAAGAAAUUGCAAGAUUUAAAUAUCACAGUGGAUAUUCUGGUGGCAGUGUCUCCCACCUAUCCUCCUCCUCGAAAUAAAAAGAAAUUUCUGCGCACCAAUUUGGAAACAGGAAUAGGAAAAACAGUGAAUGGAUUCAGAAAAAAUGAUGCUGUUGGUGACCUUGCCAAAGAGUUGGUAAGCCAGUGGAAAAAACUGAUUCCUCAGGAAACAUCCAGGAAUUGCAGUGAACAAAAUGAAAAGAAGAAGAAUAAUGAGCACAGUAGCCUUGAGAAGAAAGAUACAAACAAAAAUACGAGCAAGUCACCUGGACCUUCGAGACAAGAGGAAACUUUGCAUGAGACUGAUGCAAUUAAGUCUGCAAAGCUCUUGAGUGAGGAAGGAAAUCCAAAAAAGAGAGAGAGGUCUGCGUUUAACCAGUGUUCGAAGAUCAAUUCCGAUCAGUUAAAGACCAAUGAAUGCCAGCUGUUCAGGAUGGAUAGCAAAGAGUGUUGUCAAGUUUCAUCUAAAAACAAUCUUACCCAUCACCAAAAAUCACUUAAGUUCCAGAUACAUGAAAAAUCAAAAUCUUUACAUAAGGUCCAAAGUAACUUCUCUAGAAAAGAUAAGAAAUCUACUGAUGUCCGGCAGAAAAAAAAGUCUAAUGAAGACCAAUCCAAGAAGGAGUCUUCACUGGAAAUUGUUUUCACAUCCUCCAGUGUGAAUCAGGAAAAUCCUCAUUCAGCAAAGGAUACUCAAGAAAAUGGUCAAGAGCAACUAAACAAAGCUGUGGGCAUAACUAAACAUAGUAAAUCAGCCAGCAAGGUGCAGAAAAGUUCUUCAAAGGACAAAGAAAUUAGAGUAGUGGACAAAUCGCAGGGCAUGCCACAAAUGACUAAGAAGAGCACCAAAGUCUGCAAAGUGGAAGAUGUUUCUGAGUUUGAAAGUGAAGAGUUUGAAAAACCAACAAUGUCUUUUGAAUCAUACUUAAACUAUGAGGAACCGAAACGGAAUGCAAAAAGAACCCACACGAAUAAGAAUUCAUCUAGUUCAGGAAAAGAUAAGGAUUCUAAAUUGGUCAGGACGACAAAAAAUGAGAGCAUUGGAAACCUCAGUAAGGAAAGCAAAAAGAGGAAGAAUAUGGACAGAAGGGAUCAAAAUGAGGAAGACAUUUGGCUUAAAACACCAAAUAAAAAGGGGAAGAUUGAUAUAAAUACUCUGUUAGAUAUCCCGUUGCCUAAAUUCCUACCAGAUGUCACUGAUAUGCCUUCUGAUAGCCCACCUACAUCUCCUAUCAAGAAAUCAGCGAUGUCCAGUGUUUCUGAGAGCGCCAUGGAGUUUACUGGUCGAAGAUUAAACUGUAAAAUGCAAGUGUACUCUGGUUCCAAAACAACAAAUAUUACGAAGAUGAUGUCUCUGUAUGAACAGUGCAUUCGAGUCCUACAGAACAACAUUGACUCUAUUCAUGAAGUAGGAGGGGUCCCAUUUGAAAUUAUUGAGCCAGUUUUGGGGCGAUGUACUCCAGAACAGCUCUUUCGAAUUGAGGAAUGCAACCCGAGUUUUACUGAACAGACCAGCCAUUUCUGGAUGAAGCAUUGUAAAAAAGAUUUCAAAAAUGAGGAGCCCCAGGAGUUUGAAUCGUGGCGUGAGCUAUAUCUGAGACUUUAUGAUGAAAGAGAGCAGAAACUAAAAAUAUUAACGCAAAGCAUUAGCUCUGCACAUGCUAACAAGCCCAAAGGCCGUCAAGUGAAAUUAGCAUAUGUAAAUACAUCUGCAAAGCCACCAAGAAACAUUCUACGCCAACAAGGAAAACAUGGCACGUCAUGCUCUGCCCUUCUGAAUUCUCCCUUCGGGAAAAACAAGAAGAAGUUUGUUGCAGGUACAGAACACUCUAGCUUUGGGGCAAAUGCCUGCUCUGACAGACCAAAGGCCAACAGUGGCUGUGUUACUCCAAACUGUUACUCAGGCCCAGAUGCAAAGAAGCAAGUUAAAAAGGUUGCACCAAUGAUGGCAAAAUCUUUACGUGCCUUUAAAAACAGACUGGGUCCACGAUAAAGAUUCUUGGCAAUAGCUGCAUCACCUGUUCAUGUGAUAUAUAAACAUACAAUGUUCAAAAUAUGAAACACUUACUUUUUGUAAACAAUUUUGACCAAAGAGUGCAUCUUGUACAUAUUUACUUUCUGGGGAAAAGCUGAUUAUUUGCAA
Molecule: messenger RNA, 2247 nt
Organism: Hemiscyllium ocellatum (epaulette shark)
Lineage: Eukaryota; Metazoa; Chordata; Chondrichthyes; Orectolobiformes; Hemiscylliidae
Gene: eloal
Product: elongin A, like
Exons: 12
Coding region: 1-2097 (698 amino acids)
Biological process (GO): transcription elongation by RNA polymerase II
Cellular component (GO): elongin complex; nucleus
Molecular function (GO): protein binding
Source: RefSeq, a predicted model, not a curated record